AUGCCAAAUAGAGUACAGUUGGAUGAACCAUCUAUUUCUGUACAUAAAUUCUUGACUAGACAUGCUGUAGAUGUUAGUAUUGCACAGGUAGGAAGUUCAUCUCUUAGAAAUGCUAACUUGGAUAUGUUUGGGCAACCUCCCCCUGAUUAUAUUCCUGGUAAAGGGCGAGGUGCUAUAGGUCUUGCUAGUGGUGUAAGUCGUGAUGACUCUACUAUUAAUGCUGAUUUUGACAAAGGUGAUUAUUCUGAUGCGAAAUUUGACAAAUUUACGGGAUUUUCUGAAGCCCUAUUUAAAGAUUCAACUUAUGAAGAAGAUGAUAGGAUAGCCGACUUUAUAUAUAGCCAAGUCGAUAGGAAACUUAAAAGUCGAAGUAAGAAGAAUGAAGAACUUAAACUGAUUGAUAAAUCUACAAAAGAUAGAAGUAAUUUAAUACAAAGACAGUUUUUAGAAUUAAAGAGUUCCUUGAAUAAAGUUAAGUUAGAAGAAUGGGAUAGUAUUCCAGAUAUUGGGGACUAUUCAUUGAGGCUGAAACAGCAGAAAAAGCAAAAAUUAGAAGUACCAUUACCUGAACAUGUAAUGCACUCUACAAUAUUAAACAACUCGGAUCACCUUCUAAACAUUCAAGCUUUUGACCAAACAGUAACAAGUAGCAUACUUAAUAGCUAUCCGAGUUCCAAUAUAUUAACAAAUUCAAAUACAAAUGAUCUGAAAAUUAAUCAGAAUAUAAAUGAAUUAGGUAAAGCUAAAGGAAAUAUUUUGUCUCUAAAAUUAGAUAGAGCAAUGGAUAAUGUUUCAGGGCAAUCUGUAGUUGAUCCAAAUGGCUAUUUGACAUCAUUAAAUUCAAUUAAUAUUAGAUCAGAUAGUGAUAUAUCUGAUAUCAAGAAAGCAAGACUACUGCUGAAGUCUGUUAUCACAACAAAUCCCUACCAUGCCCCGGGUUGGAUAGCGGCUGCUAGACUGGAAGAACUUGUAGGAAAACUAUCAGUAGCACGUGAAAUUUUACUGAAAGGGUGUCAAACCUGCCCUAGAAGUGAAGAUAUAUGGCUUGAAAGAAUUCGUUUGGAGAAGGAAGAAUUAGUAGAUAAUGUAAUUGCACAGGCAGUUAAAAGUAGCCCAUCAUCAAUUCGUCUAUGGCUCAAAGCAAGUGAAAGGGAGACUAAUCCACAUCGACGAUUAUCUGUGAUUCGGAAAGCUUUGGAAUUUAUUCCAAACUCAAUCAAAUUAUGGAGGGAAGCUAUAGAACUUGCUGAUAGUAAAAUGGAAAAGACUUUAUUAGUUCGUGCUGUAGAGUGUGUCCCACAAUCAGAAGAAAUGUGGUUGAGACUAGCAAGUAUUAGUAAAUAUAAAGAUGCACAGCGAAUCUUAAAUGAUGCUAGGAAAAAGCUACCAACUAACCCUAUGAUAUGGAUAGCAGCAGCAAAGCUCGAGGAGAGUAAUGGAAGCACAGCAAUGGUAGAUAUUAUAAUUAAACGUGGUAUUGAUAGUUUAUCAUCAAAAGGAUUUAUUCACUCUAGACAAGAGUGGUUAGAUUUAGCUCAACUUUCUGAAAAGGAUGAUCACCCUAUAACAUGUUUAGCCAUUAUUAAAAAUACUAUUACUAUGGGGCUAGAAGAAAAGAGCAUAAAAAGUACUAUUCUUGAAGAUGCACGUAAAUUUACAGAAAAGUUAUAUAUAAUAUGUGCAAGAUCAACGUAUAAAACUGCUUCAGACCUUUUUAAAUUAAAGAAAAGCGUUUGGUUAGCUUGGAUUGACUUUGAAGAAAAACAUGGUUCACCAAGUGACUUUCAAGAUGUCAUUCAGAAAUCUCUAUUUCAUUGUUCAAAUAAGGAAAUUCUGUGGUUGCGAGCAACUAGAUAUCAAAGAGAUCAUGGUGAUAUUGAAGCUGCACGUUGCACUCUUUCUAAAGCCUUUACUGCAGAUAUUAAGGAUAAGGAAGCUAUUAUAUUAGCAGCAGCUGAGCUUGAAAGAGAUGUUGGUGAAUUUCAUCGUGCAAGAGUUCUUCUUGAGAAAGCACGGUCACAUUCUUCAACUGUUAAUAUAUGGACUCACUCAAUUCAACUCGAGCGACAACUCAGAGAAUACGAUAAAGCAAUAAGUAUCUGCAUAGAAGCAAUAAAAUUUCAUAACUAUAUACCAGACCUGUGGAUGAUAUAUGGACAAAUUUACUGUGACAAAGGUACAGAUUUUUUAGAUCAAGCUUUAGAUAUUUUUGAGAAAGGUUUACUUUUAUGUCCAAACUCAGUGGACUUGUGGCUAGCUGCAACAGAUAUAUUAAUAGGAAAAAAGGAUUGGAAGAAGGCUAGAACUAUGCUGGACCGUGCAAGACUGAAGAAUCCAAAAACACCUGAGUUAUGGUUAGCUACAAUAAGAUUGGAAGAGAGUGCAGGGAAUAGCUCAAUUACUCAACAGAUUAUGUCAAAAGCAUUACGAGAAUGUCCUAGUUCAGGAAUUUUAUAUGCAGAAGCUAUAUUUUUAGAAUCAAAUAUUAGAAGGUCUAUAUCUCUUUUAGCUCUAGAAAGAUGUGAAAAUGACCCAUAUGUAAUUUCUGCUAUUGCUAGACUAUUUUGGAAUGACAAGGACAUUCCGAAGGCAAGAAAGUGGUUUAAUAGUGCACUGAAAAUUGAUGAUAAGAUAGGCGAUACAUGGAUUUACUAUAUUGCCUUUGAGAUUUCCCUGGGAGAUGAGGACUCACAGAUAAGUGCACUUCAAUCUUGCAUAAAUUCAAAUCCUUAUAAGGGAAUAAUGUGGAAUAAAGUUGUAAAAAGGGUGGAGAAUUGGAACUUAAAGUGCGCAGAUAAACUCCGAACAUGUUUGUUGGAAUACUACCCUGAAUAUCAAGAAAGUUUGAACAUUUGUGAUAAAACCAAGAUUCUCUUGAAUAUAGUAAACUAGCCUAUGACAUUAAAUUGAUCUCUUUGUUUAUGUAUUUUGAAAAUAAGCAAGUAAACCUCACUUCACAUAGUGUGGUUUUCAAACUUCUUUUAUACUAAUAUACUUCUACAAAUUAAUGAGUAGUAAAUAUCCAAUCAAAUUGUUGGAUAACCAACGCAAUUAUUUUAAUAAUAGCUUGGGUAAUAAAUUGGAAUAAAAUCCUACUUGAAUCCUGCUUUUUGCAACACCCCUA
This is a messenger RNA of Cryptosporidium muris RN66, 3124 nucleotides long. Its product is annotated as pre-mRNA-plicing factor 6, putative. Gene Ontology annotation, molecular function: protein binding. The transcript has a single exon. Lineage: Eukaryota; Apicomplexa; Conoidasida; Eucoccidiorida; Cryptosporidiidae. The record is from RefSeq and is a predicted model, not a curated record. Gene Ontology annotation, cellular component: catalytic step 2 spliceosome; U4/U6 x U5 tri-snRNP complex. Bases 1 to 2892 code for a protein of 963 amino acids. Gene Ontology annotation, biological process: spliceosomal tri-snRNP complex assembly; mRNA splicing, via spliceosome.